AGGAUGAGGGUCCCCGCCGCUCUCGCGGGCUGGGCUUGUGCCACCCUCUGCCUGGCUUCCUGCUCGUCUGCCUUUUCCCAUGGUGCCGGCGUGGCGGCCUGUGAGGACAUGCAGCCCACGCACAUUCGAGCCCAGCCUCAGGACCCCGGGACCCACCACAUCACCGUUCACACCAGCAGCUCUUCCUACUCACCGGGUGACACAGUUCCAGUGACUGUGAGGAGCAGUCGUAAUUUCAUGGGAUUUCUACUUCAGGCCCGAAGAGUGUCUGAUCAUCAAAUAGCUGGCACUUUUGUUUUCAUUCCUCCUCAUUCCAAACUGAUGACUUGUUUUGAAGAGGCUGACACAGUCACCCACUCUGACAAGUCCCGGAAGAGAAACCUCUCGUUCGAGUGGAAGGCCCCUGCCCAGCCUGUGGGGGACGUCAGAUUCCUUUUAUCAGUAGUCCAGUCAUAUUUCGUUUACUGGGCAAGGAUUGAAUCAUCUGUUGUGUCCCAGCAGACACACAACCGAGCCCUUUCUGACGGCCGCGUGGAGCCCGGCUUACUGAUGCCAACCCCUGGGCAGAGGCCGGAGGGUCUGGAAGGAACUGCCCCAGCUCCCAGUCUCCCCAUCACUCUUCUGCAGCAGCGCACAGAUGUCUUGGCUGUUGCCCUAACUGGAGCUGCAGAGGAGGACAGCUUAGAUCCUGUUCCUGCCAGUUUUUGGGUGACAGAGUUUCCUGGGGGUGCAGAGGUUCUCUUUCAACCAUCUUCACACACAGCUACUGCAGUCAGCAAUGGCCAGCAACCCAGUGGAGACAGCAACCCAACCCUAGAACCAUCCCUGGAUGUCCAUGGGCUGGAGAGGCUGGUGGCCCUCAGGAGAUUCUCCUCAGAGGGUUUUGCUCCCAGCCCUAGCACCCACCACAGGACUCAGGAUGAUCCAAGGUUUGAUUCAUCAGAAACUUGCUUGCCAUCUGAUAGGGAUGAACAGGAUGAGAUGGAGAUCUCUAAUAAGACCAUGAUAAGGCCUCCUCUGUACACUGUCCAUCUUACCUAUCCUCAGCGCCUCUGGUCCUCUGAAGCACUCACUGGAAAUGGGGCUGGGGCAGCCAACCCAACCCCUGUCUUCCACACCUCUGCUCCCAGGCUACCCACUGCUGGUGGCCAGUCAGAGGUGUCAAGGCCCUCUGCUAGCUUCUUGCCUCAGUCAAAGCACAGGGAGCCCAGAGUGGGGGAGGGAAAUGGAGAGGGUAGAGGGGGAUACCCCAGGAAGACCCACCCAAGGCCUGAGGUUGGGCAAGAGGGAGCCAGUGCCCCUUCAGGGGUCCAGCUCAGGACUGCCCAGCUGGGAAUCCUGCUUUGCCUUUCGGCCACCUUGGGCAUGGCCCUGGCUGCUGGCCUUUGCUACCUCUACACCCAGUAUUGCCGCAGGCAGGCGGAAGUGUCCUUCAGUGAGCCUGCCCAGGAUGCCGCUGUCAGCAGCGACAGGGGUGAGAUUGUGCAUGUCAGGAAGAUUGGGGAGAACAGUUUUGUUUUGGUUGAAGCAGAAUACAACUGGACCACUCCCUCCCUGGGUAACAAGAAGACAGUCCUCUGAGAAGACCAUUAUACCAGGCCUCUCAGCGGCCCUGCUUAGACCCUGUAGAGCGUCUCAGCCGGAACAGAGCUAAUGAGAAUAGCUGAUCAGGACAGGGAUGCACUGUGCUCCCGUCAGUGAGCAGUGAGUGGAGGAGGCUGCGAAAGGACAGUUUAUCAACAGAGGGAGUUCUUCCCAAGCUUUGUUCUCUUAACAUCUGUAAUUUAGCUGCUUUUUUUCUUUUGCAAUUAGAUGUUCUGUUUGAAGAGUUAAACUCAACACAAUGAAUAUUGUAUAACCUGCUCAUUAACUAGACUCCUGUGGCCGCUGAACUUCCUCUGUUGCCUUAAGGAACCCGCAGAAAUAGAAAUUCUGUCCCUCCUCAGUGUGUCAGCCUCAUCUCCUCUAACUCUUUGAAAGAAAGCAAUGUUGGGUUGUGUCUCUUGCAAGAAAAAGAACUGCAGUCUUCACUUCACCUCUCCAAACCACCCCAAAAGGAGUUUUGUUUUCAAAAACUGGAGUUCAAAAUUGGCUCUGAUUUAGUUGCCUAGGUUAGAGCUAGGGUAUUCCGUCUUCUUGGAAACUCAAAAGCCUGGCAAAUCCACCAUGGAAAUUGAUCCGAAGCAAGGAGAGGUUUAGAGAGCUUGAUUGAACACGUCUGUGGGAAAACACAUCCAAGCAGCAUCCACAGCAGAGUGGGGUAAGCAAGCCUCUCCAUCAGGUGUAAAUGGAUCUGAGGCCUCCGUCCAUUUACACUUGGUGAGAGGCUCUGUGUCCUAACAGCUAACAAACAGACUGCCUUUUGCCAAAGGUCAGGCUGAAAAAAAUGAUGAUACCACACAGUCUGAAGAACAGGCUCUGCUCAACUUUUCAGGAGGAAAAGGAAAAAAGCAUCAAGGACGAAGAUCAUCCACCUGCUCUUCUGACUUUAUGAAGAUCACUUUGAUUUAGCAGGAGUCCCAUAAAUACUCCAAGAGGUCAAAACAACGGUUUGAAUAUAACUCUUGCAUAUGCUCGCCUAAUAUGACCCAUUGGAGUUAGCUGCCUUUUUGGAGGUAAACCUAUUCCAGAGUCAUGAUCCAUUUUAAUGUGGAAACAAAAACCACUAUAAAUUCAAAAAGGGUAUUUAUUGAUUGAGCACCUAAAUCACACCUGUGCUGUUCUAAGAACUUUACAUAUAUUUUCACAUUUAACUCUCACCAUAACUUAAUGAGGAAUAAAUUCAGUAACUUGCCAGAGAGAGAGAGGCAUUCAUGACAUCUCAAUUCAACAAGACAUUCUUUUUUAAUUGAGUGUGUAAGAAAGAGACAAUUCCUGCUGUUUUUACAGCCCCUAUUUAGCUCAUUGGGCGUCAAUUCCAAUCCAUCUCUUCUCCUGGAUUCUGGGUGAUGCAGAUCUAUUCCCUGGCUUCAGUCAAGUGCCUCCUUAGGCACAUGGAGACCUAGGUAAUUGUGUGUUCACAAUUGAAAGUGUUCUAGGAAUGCUGUGGAAAGAAACAAAUGUACUGUACUCCAGUGGGGGCCACAUCCCUACUACAUACCCAACCCUCCUCAAAGAUAUCCUCCCCAAGGUGCAAACAAGGGCUCUCACAGUGAAGAGCUCUCAUCUGGCCACAUCAGAGCCAGGUGCACAACAUAUACAACACCUUCAAGAUCUUUCCUGUCCAAGAGGAUAUGUCCUGUGUAAACAGACUGUAACAGUUUGUUCUGGUUAUCUAUUGCUGUGAAACAAAAUACUCCAAAACUCAGUGGUUUAAAACAACCACUACCACUACCAUUUAUUAUCUUGCACAAUUCUGGGGAUAUCUGGGCUUAGCUGGCCAGUUCUUCUAACUCGUGUUGUUCAAUGCGCUGGAAGAUCCCAGAUGACUCACUCACAUGGCUGGCAGUUGGUGCUGGCUGCUGGCUGGGGAGUUCAACUGAGGGUAUUGAUGAGAUGGGAAGCAAUUUGGUUCUCCUCUUCGUAGCUUCUUACAGCAUGGUGGCUGGGUUCCAAGGGGAACUGUUCUAAGCAGACAAAACCAGAAGCUGGGAUCUCUUAAGGCCUAGCCUGGGAAGUUACAUGGUUUCACUUCUUCGACAUUCUGGUGGUCAUAGCAAGUUACAGGGCCAGCCUUCAUUCUUCAAAAGGAAGGGCAAUAGAUUUCACUUUUUGAUGGGAGAAGUGGCAAAAGAUUUGAAGCUAUCUAUCUUUAAUUCACUACAUCUCCGUAUAGACUGCUGACCUGCUAGGGGACUUACGUGAGAGCAGGAGAAGCUGUUCAUCCCCAGGAGAUGCCAUUGGUCACCUUCCCUGCAAAGCAUCAAACGGAGUGAGGGAAAUGUCCAGACUUUAGGGUUAGGCAUUUCCUCUUCUCUAGCUGGGAACUCCAGCUAAGGCAAAAUAGUGAAGUGAUGCAGAGGAGUCUGCCAGACCUCUGAGUCUCAGCUUCCUCAUCAGAGAAAAGCAGAUCACAAAAUUACGUACCUCUUUUGGCUGUUGUGAAAAUUAAAUGCGUGUUCAACACUUAGCUAUCUCUACCUACCUACCUACCUACCUACC
This is a messenger RNA of Diceros bicornis minor, 4101 nucleotides long. It is a transcript of the gene REELD1, whose product is annotated as reeler domain containing 1. The record is from RefSeq and is a predicted model, not a curated record. Gene Ontology annotation, molecular function: oxidoreductase activity, acting on metal ions. NCBI's taxonomy places the organism in Eukaryota, Metazoa, Chordata, Mammalia, Perissodactyla, Rhinocerotidae. Bases 4 to 1581 code for a protein of 525 amino acids. The transcript has 6 exons.